AUGACUCGUGUGGCGUUGGCUCCCAUUAAGGACUCCCAGUUGAACCUGGCCCCCAACACCCCGCUCCGCAAACAACCGAAAGUGCUGGCGCUGCUGACACCGGUGGUGAAACCAGUGGUGAAACCGCUGCUGUUGUUUCGGACCAGUCCCCGCAAAUCGCCGACGAAACUCUCGGUGUUUCGCUCGCCCCACAGCCAGCGCGUCGAUAAGGCCGCCGGCCAGUUGCGCCGCCAGUUGCAGAUGGCGGUGCUGCGAGUGAAGGCGCUGGCCCCGCCGCUGGCGCUGUCAACGCCGGCGCCAUUAACGCGCCCUUCGUCGGCGCCGACAGUGUCGACCCUCGCGGCGUUGGCACGGGCGCUGCCGACGCGGCGCCAUUCGCGCCCUAAAGUGUCUUUAACUUCCAUCGCCCGCCGCCGUCUCCGCAUCUACCGGGUGAAGAAGACGCUGCUGUUCUACCAGCUGCUGCUGCUGCCUCUGCGCCUCCCGCUUACCGGCGCUAAGGUGAGUUUGCCCCGCAUCGCCUGCCACGACAUGGACCACCAGCGGUUCAUUUUACCCUACGCCGCCGCCGCAGCGCUGGCGGCGGGGGCGCAGCCGUUGCCGCUGAUCAAUAUCAUUUUGAAGACGCCGAUCCGCAACGCUCAAGGGAGGGCGCCGGCGCCGGGGGCGCUGAUGGCGCGGUCGCGCCUGGCGCUGCUGGGGGCGCUGGCAGUGGCGCCCCGCGACGCGUCGUCGCUGUCGGCGGCGCUGACCGAGGACACCACCAUCGACGACGACGACACCACCAUUGCCAACGUCACCGCCACCGGCGACGACCUGGCGGUGAAGCGCGCCGAGCGCCGGCGCCCCGUGCUCACGCUGCUGCCGCUUCAAAACCCGUUGGGUACGCCUAGUUCAUUUCUGGUGGCGAAACUGCUUUUACAAUUAGCGGGGAACAUGUGA
Diutina rugosa is the source of this 942-nucleotide messenger RNA. RefSeq names its product Nrm1p (gene NRM1). NCBI's taxonomy places the organism in Eukaryota, Fungi, Ascomycota, Pichiomycetes, Serinales, Debaryomycetaceae. The transcript has a single exon. The coding region runs from base 1 to 942 and encodes 313 amino acids. The record is from RefSeq and is a predicted model, not a curated record.